Messenger RNA from Hyaloscypha bicolor E, 533 nucleotides. Its product is annotated as mitochondrial F1F0 ATP synthase-like protein subunit F. The transcript has 6 exons. Bases 26 to 331 code for a protein of 101 amino acids. Gene Ontology annotation, biological process: proton motive force-driven ATP synthesis. Lineage: Eukaryota; Fungi; Ascomycota; Leotiomycetes; Helotiales; Hyaloscyphaceae. The record is from RefSeq and is a predicted model, not a curated record.
CACGACACUCGAUUGAGUUAUCAAGAUGAGCUUCGUCACUCGCCGGGCGCUCUCGACCCUCAUUCCACCCAAGGUGGCCUCACCAACUGGAAUCGGUGCUGCUCAAGAUGCUGCCCGCAUGCAACGCGUAGUCAGCUUUUACGAAAAGCUUCCUCGAGGUGCCGCACCAGCAGUCAAGCCCAAAGGUCUCCUCGGAAGAUACCAAGCUCGAUACUUUGGGAAGAACCCUUCUGGAGCACCUAUCAUUCAUGCUAUUGUGUUCCUAGUUGGCAUUGGUUAUGCUCAGAACUACUACUUCCAUCUUCGCCACCACAAGAACAAUGCUCAUUAGAUGGUCAUGGGUCGGUGCUGGAACAGUAGGGAGAUGAGGCUCUUAUACGAAGAGGGGUGUGUAAAUAAGGCAUAGAAGAAUACCAGUCCAUUUGUCGACCGAGGUUCCUUGCAAGCUUUCAUGUUGUGAGGCGUUGGGUCAGUAGACUGGAAGCUAAGCAUCUGGUAAGCCCAGAAAUCCCUGGCUCGAAAUCGGAAUUCUG